AUGUCGCAUAUAGCAGUGGAGAGGAACAGGCGGAGGCAGAUGAACGAGCAUCUCAAGGUUCUCCGGUCGCUGACCCCGGGGUUCUACAUCAAAAGGGUAAAGCUCUCUAUACCUUGAAGGUCUAGAUUGUUCCUGGGGAGUUCACAGAAGUAGCUCUCUUGUUCGCAGCCUUCAAGAAGCACCGACACGAGUGAAUGUGGGGGCCGGGUUACAAGGACUAGGGGGGGUUCUUACUUGCUUCUUCUAUUUCUUCUUCCUGCUUCUCAGGUUCAAAUUCAUAUCAAGGGAGGGAACUUCGAAGACCUACGAUUGACUGUUUGGUCACUUCGCCGCACUGUUCAGCAAUCCAAGCAGUACAUUAAAUAAAUGAAUUAGUGGUCGAAAGGGAGAAAUGAACCCUAAAAUUUUCUGCCGUUGUUUCGGAGCUUCCUUUAGGCCAUUCCACUCCAGAUCCUUGGAUCCUCUACUCUUUAUCUCAAUAGCCAGCGAGAAAAGAUCCCUAGAGGAUUGAGGAUAGACAUGAACAGACACAGAUAACUGAUGCUUACUGAUAUCUAGCGUUCCUUCUUCGGAAGAAUAGUAUUCAUGAGAACACAAAAGUUGCAACCUUUCUUCAGAGUUUUUAGUCUCGGUUAUUUUAUGGUUUUCAUGAGACAUGCGUUCUGAUAUUUUCCAUUGGAUGUCGUGAGAAGGGAGACCAGGCGUCCAUCAUUGGGGGGGCUGUGGAGUUCAUCAAGGAACUGCACCUGGUUCUCCGUUCCUUAGAGGCCAAGAAGAAGAGGAGAAGGAUCAGCCUCAGCCCCAGUCCGAGCCCGAGAUCGCUGCUGCCGGUCACGCCACCACCUGAGGUACCCUCCUCCGCCGUCUCCCGGGCACUGGAACUCGGCGCCUGCUGCAGUUCCCCGGUGGCCGACAUCGAGGUCAAGAUCUCCGGGUGCAACGUGAUUCUGAGGACGCUCUCCAAGCGCAUCCCCGGCCAGGCGGCGAGGGUAAUAUCAGUGCUCGAGAAGCUCUCCUUCGAGGUCCUCCAUCUUAACAUCAGUACGAUGGAGGACACCGUCCUCUACUCCUUCGUUAUCAAGGUAUGAAAAGGACAUCAGCUUUAAGAGCGUUUCGUCUGACUGCUCCUCUUCAAUUUAACGUUUUUCGAAUUUGAAAUGUAUUAAGUUUUAUAAUCGGAACUGUGAAAAUAUUAAUCAGAAUCGAUUGUAAUGCUUAUUGCAUUAAAAGGGAUGAAAAAUUUCCAAGCCACAAUAUAAAUAAUGUUGGAAUCCCCCACAAACUUUGGACGGCAAGCCUUGGUUUCACAGAAUCUAACAGAUGAUAGUGUUAUCAAACAUGGUUAUCUCGUCUAAUUGAUGUUUUAAGUUAUUAAUCACAGAUCGGCCUAGACUGCAAGCUAAGUGUGGAGGACUUAGCGCUUGAAGUUCAGAAGUGCUUCUCCCAGGAGGUUGCUCACUGA
Molecule: messenger RNA, 1462 nt
Organism: Spirodela intermedia
Lineage: Eukaryota; Viridiplantae; Streptophyta; Magnoliopsida; Alismatales; Araceae
Source: the annotation of a GenBank genome assembly